UGAACUAAUAAUGGACUCCAUUCACAAAACCCGGAAUCUGCAAUACAAGAAGACCAUAGAAGCCAAGAGGCUCUACGAACAGCGGUGCAGGGACAAAGACGAAGCAGAGCAAGCCGUUCAUCGGAGCAGCAACCUGGUCACACCGAAGCAGCAGGAGAAGCUGUUCGUGAAACUCGCUCAGGCCAAAUCUGCCUUGGAGGACUCAGACAGGAUGUACCAGAACAACAUCAACGCUCUGGAGAAGAUCAGGGAAGAAUGGCAGAAUGAACACAUCAAGGCUUGUGAGUUCUUCGAGAGUCAAGAAUGCGAGCGGAUCAACUAUUUUCGGAACGCUAUGUGGUUGCAUGUCAACCAGCUGUCGGAAGGUUGUGUCAAGAAUGAUGAUAACUACGAAGAGAUCCGCAAAGCCCUCGAGCAGUGCAGCAUCGGGAACGACAUCGAGUGUUUUGUACAUAUUCGCAAGACCGGCAACCUCCCUCCAGUUCCUAUAGUCUAUGAAAAUUAUUAUAGCACAGAGAAGAAAACCGGGCCUAGAAGAAGCCAAGUUCCAGCGCCCGGCACGAGACCCCAGAUGCCCAUCCCUUCCAGCGAACCAGGUGAUGCUAACUAUGCUUCUGUGGAUGGCUAUAGCUUAAUUCAUCCCCACUAGCCCAGAGAUGGUAAGUUUGGCCAUUUAGAA
Molecule: messenger RNA, 679 nt
Organism: Notechis scutatus (mainland tiger snake)
Lineage: Eukaryota; Metazoa; Chordata; Lepidosauria; Squamata; Elapidae
Source: RefSeq, a predicted model, not a curated record